Messenger RNA from Lottia gigantea (owl limpet), 1059 nucleotides. RefSeq lists its product as hypothetical. The transcript has a single exon. NCBI's taxonomy places the organism in Eukaryota, Metazoa, Mollusca, Gastropoda, Lottiidae. The coding region runs from base 1 to 1059 and encodes 352 amino acids. The record is from RefSeq and is a predicted model, not a curated record.
AUGAUUCGCUUCUACUGUUUUCUACUGACUGAAACAAUAAUUCUGUACCAGACACUACAUAUACCAGACACUACAUAUACCAGACACUUCAUACACCAGACACUUCAUACACCAGACACUUCAUACACCAGACACUUCAUACACCAGACACUUCAUAUACCAGACACUACAUAUACCAGACACUACAUAUACCAGACACUUCAUACACCAGACACUUCAUAUAUCAGACACUUCAUAUACCAGACACUACAUAUACCAGACACUACAUAUACCAGACACUUCAUACACCAGACACUUCAUACACCAGACACUACAUACGCCAGACACUUCAUACACCAGACACUUCAUACACCAGACACUACAUAUACCAGACACUUCAUACACCAGACACUACAUAUACCAGACACUUCAUACACCAGACACUUCAUACACCAGACACUACAUACACCAGACACUACAUAUACCAGACACUUCAUACACCAGACACUACAUAUAUCAGACACUACAUAUAUCAGACACUACAUAUACCAGACACUUCAUACACCAGACACUACAUACACCAGACACUUCAUACACCAGACACUACAUACACCAGACACUACAUACACCAGACACUUCAUACACCAGACACUACAUAUACCAGACACUUCAUAUACCAGACACUUCAUAUACCAGACACUACAUAUACCAGACACUUCAUAUACCAGACACUUCAUACACCAGACACUUCAUACACCAGACACUACAUACACCAGACACUUCAUACACCAGACACUACAUAUACCAGACACUUCAUAUAUCAGACACUUCAUAUACCAGACACUACAUACACCAGACACUUCAUACACCAGACACUUCAUAUACCAGACACUUCAUACACCAGACACUACAUACACCAGACACUACAUACACCAGACACUUCAUACACCAGACACUUCAUACACCAGACACUUCAUAUACCAGACACUUCAUACACCAGACACUUCAUAUAUCAGACACUACAUACACUACAUAUAUCAGACACUACAUAUACCAGACACUCAUUUUAAAAUCUGUUGA